GUAAGAUUUGUACUUUCAGAGAAAAAUAAUAAUCUAUGUUUUUUUGGAGAGUGUUAUUACAUAAGAUAGAUAUUAAAAAUAAAUGUUCCUUUUGCCAUUCAAUGAGUUUAAGCCAUGACUAAUCUGUAACAUGCUGAUUCAAAGCUUUGUUUUCAGAAAUAGCUAAAUAAAUAAAUAAAUAAGGAAAAAAAAUCUGUUAUAAUAUACACUUUAAUGCAUAAAUAUUAAAGGCAUGGCUGUAUCAGAUGCACAAAAACGACAAUUUUGCUUUAAUAUAUUCUAUUAUUAUCAUUAUUAUUAUUAUUAUUAUUAUUAAUGAUGUUUUUGCUCCACAGUUGUGACACUAACAUGUUGCAUUUUAUUGCUCCUCCAACAGUAGCCUGAAGUGUGCUGAGAACCAUCGCUUUGUUAUACGCUGUUUCCUGUUUGUGUUUACAUUGUUUUCCUCGGUCGUGGAUGGACAGAACCCGGCAGGCUCUGCGCCUUUAAUGAGCCGUUUCCCCCCCGACUGUCUCUCGCACAGUGUUGCUCUCCGUCUCUUCCCCAUUUCGCUGCUUUGAUUUCAUUGUCGCUCUUUUGUAUCAUCAUGGCUGCUCAUUCUAGCGAAGAACCGUUCCCCUUCCACGGACUGCUCCCCAAGAAAGAGACCGGCGCCGCCUCGCAUCUGUCCAGGUUCCCCGAAUAUGACGGGCGAGGGGUUCUCAUCGCGAUCCUCGACACCGGAGUGGAUCCCGGCGCCCCCGGCAUGCAGGUCACAACUGAGGGGAAGCCAAAGAUUGUGGACAUCAUCGACACCACAGGCAGCGGUGACGUGAACAUGACUACGGUGGCAGAACCUAAAGAUGGAACGAUCACUGGUCUGUCUGGUAGGAUACUUAAGAUUCCUCCAGCCUGGGUCAAUCCAACAGGGAAGUUUCGCAUUGGAGUUAAAAAUGGCUAUGAGUUCUUCCCUAAGGCUCUUAAAGAAAGAAUACAGAAAGAACGAAAGGAGAAGAUGUGGGAUCCGGCACACAGAGCAGCACUUGCUGAGGUCUGUCGCAAGUUAGACGAGUUUGAUCUCUCCCAUCCGACUCCUUCUCAGAGUGAGAAGCUGCAGAAAGAAGAGCUGCAGAGUCAGUCAGAGCUUCUAGCAUCCCUGGAAAAGAAGUACAGCGAUCCUGGUCCUGUGUAUGACUGUGUGCUGUGGCACGAUGGAGUCACGUGGAAGGCUGUGGUGGACACAUCUGAGAGUGGAGAGCUGUCGCAGUGCACUGUGCUCAGCUCAUACAAAGAAAACCAAGAGUAUGCCUCAUUAGGAACCGUGGAGAUGCUAAAUUAUUCCAUCAACAUCUACGACGAAGGAAACACACUCUGCAUCGUCACCAGUGGAGGGGCUCAUGGGACACAUGUUGCAAGCAUUGCAGCAGGUUACUUCCCAGAGGAACCAGAGCGCAACGGUGUGGCCCCUGGUGCCCAGAUUCUGGCUCUGAAAAUUGGUGACACUCGCCUCAGCACCAUGGAAACGGGCACCGGACUCAUUCGCGCGAUGAUUGAAGUGAUCAACUACAAGUGUGACCUGGUGAAUUAUAGCUACGGGGAAGCCACACACUGGCCCAACUCAGGGAGGAUUUGUGAAGUGAUCACGGAGGCUGUGCAGAAGCACAAUGUGAUUUUUGUGUCCAGUGCGGGGAACAAUGGCCCCUGCCUUUCCACUGUUGGCUGUCCUGGAGGAACCACAAGCAGUGUCAUAGGAGUUGGAGCUUACGUGACCCCAGACAUGAUGGUGGCAGAGUAUUCCCUUCGAGAGAAGCUGCCUCCCAACCAGUACACCUGGUCGUCCCGGGGCCCCAGCACCGAUGGAGCCUUGGGGGUUAGCAUCAGCGCUCCCGGUGGCGCCAUCGCAUCUGUUCCAAACUGGACGCUUCGGGGGACUCAGCUGAUGAACGGCACGUCCAUGUCGUCCCCAAAUGCCUGUGGAGUCAUUGCACUAGUUCUCUCAGGACUGAAGCAGACCGGGAUCCGUCCAUGCGUUCCUGUUGUGAGGAGAGCGCUGGAAAACACGGCUCUUAAAGUUGAAGACAUUGAAGUGUUUGCACAGGGACAUGGAAUUAUCCAGGUGGAAAGAGCAUUAGACUACCUCACUCAGAAUGCCUCUUUACCCACGAGCCAGCUGGGUUUCUCCGUCAGCGUGGGAUCACAGAGAGGCAUUUACCUCAGGGAUCCAGCCCAGGUCCUUGCACCUUCAGAUCACAGCGUUGGAAUUGAACCCAUCUUUCCAGAAAACACAGAAAACUCUGAGCGAAUCUCCUUGCAGCUCCACUUGGCCCUCACAUGCACGGCACCGUGGGUUCAGUGUCCCUCUCAUCUUGAGCUGAUGAACCAGUGUCGUCACGUUAAUGUUCGCAUCGAUCCUCUGGGACUGAGAGAAGGAGUGCAUUACGCAGAGGUGUGUGGCUACGACACAGCAGCCCCCGGCUGUGGCCCACUGUUCCGAGUGCCAAUCACGGUUAUCAUUCCUGUCAAAGUGACAAACAGUCGUAACCAGGAGGUGAGUUUCACAGAUGUCCACUUCAGACCAGGACAGAUCAGACGGCACUUUAUCACUGUUCCUCAGGGAGCCUCCUGGGCCGAGAUCACACUGACCUCUCACUCAGGAGAUGUGUCAUCCAAGUUUGUUCUUCAUGCGGUGCACCUGGUCAAGCAGAAAGCCUACAGAGCAAAUGAAUUCUACAAGUUCUCCUCAUUGUUAGAGAGAGGAUCUCUAACUGAGGCUUUCCCUGUUUUGUCAGGUAGAGUUGUAGAGCUGUGCAUAGCUCGUUGGUGGGCUAGUCUGGGAGACGUCACCGUGGACUACAGCAUCUCGUUCCAUGGCCUCUGUGUUUUUCCUUCGCCGCUCCACAUCCACGCUUCAGAGGGAGUGACAAGUUUUGACGUGACCUCCCCUCUGCGAUAUGAGGAGGUUUCUCCCUCCAUCACCCUCAAAUCAUGGGUACAGCCUCUGAGGCCUUUAAGUUCAAAGAUAAAAGCCUUAGGAAUGCGAGAUGUUCUACCCAAUAACAGGCAACUCUAUGAGAUUGUCCUCACUUACAACUUUCACCAGCCUAAGAGCGGUGAAGUGACACCCAGCUGCCCGAUGCUGUGCGAGCUCCUGUACGAGUCUGAGUUUGACAGUCAGCUGUGGAUGCUCUUUGACCAAAACAAGAGGCUGCUCGGGUCAGGAGACGCCUACCCACAUCAGUACGCUCUGAAGCUUGAGAAAGGCGACUACAGCGUUCGCCUUCAGGUUCGCCACGAACAGUCCAACGAGCUGGAGCGCCUGAAAGACCUGCCGUUUGUGGUUUCUCAUCGUUUGUCCACAACCCUCAGUCUGGACAUCUACGAGACUCACCGAGCUGCCCUGAUGGGCAAGAAGAAGGCAAACUCCGUCACUUUGUGUCCUGGUGCCACACAGCCUUUUUACGUCACAGGGCUGCCAGAUGACAAGAUCCCCAAAGGAACAAGUCCAGGCUGCUACAUCUUGGGAUCUCUUAUUGUGCCUAAGAGCGAGUAUGGCAAAAAAGCUGGGCAGGCUUCCGCAAAACGACAAGGAAAAUUUAAAAAGGAUAUUAUUCCAGUCAUCUACCACUUGAUUCCUGCUCCAAACAAAACAAAGAAUGGUGGGAAGGAAAAGGAGAAGGACAAGGAGGGAGACAAAGAGAAGGAUGUGAAGGAGGAGUUUGCAGAGGCUAUGAGAGACUUGAAAAUUCAGUGGAUGACAAAGUUAGAAUCCAGCUCAGUCUACGAUGAACUGGUUGAACUUCAUCCAGAUUACCUUCCGCUGCAUGUGCAGAGGCUGCAUCAGCUGGACACUGAGAAGGAGCGUGUGAAGCGUCUCGUAGAGGUGGUGUCAGCAGCAGACGUGGUCAUCUCUCACAUCGACCAAACCGUCUUAGCCGUCUACCUCUCCAUGAAGACAGAUCCUCGGCCGGACGCCGCGUCCAUCAAGACAGACAUGGAGAAGCAGAAGUCGUCUCUGUUGGACGCGCUGUGCAGAAAAGGCUGCGCUCUGGCCGACCAGCUGCUGCUGCCCUCUGCCACGCAGGACGGCGCUGGCGCCAUCUCUGCAGAACAGGCUUCAGUACCAGAAGUCAUGGAGCAGGUGGCCAGCAGCUGUGAUGAUGUCCUGCAGAACGUGGCCAAGGCUCUUACUGACGUAUUCUGGGAGGUUCAAAAAUGGGCGGAGCUAACUGAUUCUAAGGUUUUGUCGUUUUCCUACAAACAUGCUCUUGUGAAUAAGAUGUAUGGGCGAGCCUUAAAAUAUGCUUCCAAGAUGGUGGAGGAGAAGCCCACCAAAGAGAACAUGAGAAACUGCAUCCAGCUCAUGCGUCAACUUGGAUGGGCCCACUGUGCUGCGUUCAGUGAGAACUGGCUUCCUGUCAUGUAUCCUGCAGACUACACGCCCUUCUAGGAGCAAACAUGAGCAUGCAUGGGCAGCAUGGCCGUAUUUAUUAUCUGGGUUCUGUUUUUUCUUUCGCAGCUGACUAUCCAGCUGUGAACAUUUGUCUUUUUUUUGGCACAUAAAGAAUUUCAUCAUGAGGUGAAGAGUAUGUUCAUCCUGCAGUCAAACUGGUCAAAGCUUCCCGACAGCUCACUGGCCCUGCCAGUGGUUCUAAUCAGCUGCAGGUCCUGUAGUGUUUUAUAUUCAUGCAUCAUCAAAUGCAGUUAUAAAAGAAACCCAACUAUGUUUGAUCCUUUCAAGUUGCUUCAAUGAAAAAUAAAACUGACCGUUGUGAGAAGACUUGCUGCUGCACCAUGUUCAUCCCCACAGACUAUCAUAGAAUAAAAAGGGACACGUUUGGACUUCAAUGUUUUAUCAUUUUCUCUGUUGCCCCAUCCAUAUGUGGAUGGUUCUUGUUGGAUUUUUAAACAGUGUGGAGGUGCCUUUCUUAAUGUACCUUACCUUUUUUUUUGUUAUUGUUGGGAGUAAAUCAGCAGAGGAUUUC
This is a messenger RNA of Oryzias melastigma (Indian medaka), 4961 nucleotides long. RefSeq names its product tripeptidyl peptidase 2 (gene tpp2). Gene Ontology annotation, molecular function: serine-type endopeptidase activity; tripeptidyl-peptidase activity. The transcript is spliced from 29 exons. The record is from RefSeq and is a predicted model, not a curated record. Gene Ontology annotation, biological process: proteolysis. Gene Ontology annotation, cellular component: cytosol. The coding region runs from base 587 to 4426 and encodes 1279 amino acids. NCBI's taxonomy places the organism in Eukaryota, Metazoa, Chordata, Actinopteri, Beloniformes, Adrianichthyidae.